This is a messenger RNA of Mangifera indica (mango), 1224 nucleotides long. Its product is annotated as class V chitinase CHIT5a-like. Gene Ontology annotation, biological process: carbohydrate metabolic process; chitin catabolic process. NCBI's taxonomy places the organism in Eukaryota, Viridiplantae, Streptophyta, Magnoliopsida, Sapindales, Anacardiaceae. The coding region runs from base 1 to 1224 and encodes 407 amino acids. Gene Ontology annotation, molecular function: chitinase activity; chitin binding. The record is from RefSeq and is a predicted model, not a curated record. Gene Ontology annotation, cellular component: extracellular region. The transcript has 2 exons.
AUGGCCUCCUUGAAAUUCAUGUCACUUGUUUUUGUAGUCAUGCUUACUGUUCCCAGGAACUGUGAUUCACUCUCCUUGGCAUUGCCUCCAAAUUAUCUUCUUCCUGGUCCUCAUGAGCUUGUCUCAGUAUCCAAUGAACCCACUUCUCCACCUGAGCCCAUGUUGGCACCGUAUCCAUCUCCUCCUAAACAUCGUUCCAAAGGAAUCAAAGGAGCUUAUUGGCCCUCGUUUAAUAAUUUUCCAGCCUCCUCCAUUGACACCUCUUAUUUCACUCACAUUUAUUAUGCAUUCCUCUUACCUGAACCAGCCACUUUAAAGCUUAAUGUUACCCAAUUUGACCUGGCAAAAAUGUCAGAGCUAAUCAGCGUAUUACGUGCCCAAAACUUACCCAUCAAAAUCUUAUUAUCCAUUGGAGGAGGCGGUAAUCAUCCUGAAGUUUUUUCAAAAAUAGCCAGUUCCAAAGAAACACGUGCAACUUUCAUCAAUUCAACCGUCGAAAUAGCUAGAAAAUAUGGCUUUGAUGGUGUUGAUUUGGACUGGGAAUUCCCAGCUGAUGAUCAAGACAUGGCAAACCUGGGGUUAUUAUUUAGACAAUGGCGAAAAGCUUUGAAUCAUGAAGCUAGAGCCAGCGGAAAUCCACGUUUGUUGUUAACUUCUGCAGUUUAUUAUGCCUCUAAAUUCACCACAAUUGGCGAGCAUCGAUCAUAUCCAGCAGAUGCAAUUAAAAAUUACGUUGAUUGGGUGAGUCCAAUGUGCCUUAACUAUCAUGGUUCAUGGGAAAAUUUCACUGGGAUGCCUGCAGCACUUUACGAUCCUAGUGGUAAUUUAAGUGAUAGCUAUGGAAUCGGUUCCUGGAUUCAAGCCGGGGUACCGCCCGAGAAGUUGGUCAUGGGGCUGCCACUGUAUGGACGAACAUGGAGGCUCAAGGAUCCGACAGUGCAUGGAAUUGGAGCUCCGGCGUUAGGCGUCGGGCCUGGAGCUGGCAUCCUUACUUACAGUCAAAUUGUUGACUUUAACACAGUCAACUGUUCGAUUGUGAAGUUUGAUGAUGAAACGGUGGCGUAUUAUUCGUAUACUGGGGAUUCUUGGAUCGGGUACGAUGAUGUCAAGUCGGUUAAAAGGAAGGUCCGAUUUGCGAAGUCACGGGGCUUGGCUGGAUAUUUCUUUUGGGCCCUUGGCCAAGAUAAGAACUGGACAAUAGCAAGAAAAGGUGAGUGGGCAUAG